This is a messenger RNA of Prosopis cineraria, 486 nucleotides long. Its product is annotated as serine/threonine-protein kinase ATM-like. NCBI's taxonomy places the organism in Eukaryota, Viridiplantae, Streptophyta, Magnoliopsida, Fabales, Fabaceae. The record is from RefSeq and is a predicted model, not a curated record. Gene Ontology annotation, molecular function: protein serine/threonine kinase activity. The transcript has 6 exons. Gene Ontology annotation, biological process: DNA damage response. Bases 1 to 486 code for a protein of 161 amino acids.
AUGCUCCAAGAUAAGGAUUUUCGAGUUAGGCUAUUCUUGGCAAGAAGGAUUGGUGUUCUUUUCCAGACAUGGAGUGGUCAUGAAGAGCUAUUCCAAGACAUUUGUUCAAAUUUUGAUGUUCCAUUGGUGAUAUAUUCAAGAGGAAAAGUUGUCACAGCAAAGGAGGUAGUGGCGGCUGGUCCUCAGUCUCAAACUGCAGUGGAAACUGUUGUCCUUACUCUUAUGCAUCUAGCCUUACAAAGUGACAAGAUAGAAUUGGAGGCCAUGUUUAUGAUAUGCGUGGUUUCAGCCAUGGACCCUUAUCAUAGGGAAUUGGUGCGUGCCAUAGUUGACAAUCUUUCUAAAGAACUCCAGUACAUGACUAGAACAAAGUACUUGGAGGAGCUUUUGGGACCUAUUCUAUUUUGUUGGGUUGCUUGCGGUGUAAGCUUAGUUGCACUUGUUGAGAGCCUUGUUAGUAUGUUGACGCUGCUGAUGGCAUUUUAA